Molecule: messenger RNA, 1868 nt
Organism: Ictalurus punctatus (channel catfish)
Lineage: Eukaryota; Metazoa; Chordata; Actinopteri; Siluriformes; Ictaluridae
Gene: kdelr2b
Product: KDEL endoplasmic reticulum protein retention receptor 2b
Exons: 5
Coding region: 200-838 (212 amino acids)
Biological process (GO): protein retention in ER lumen; endoplasmic reticulum to Golgi vesicle-mediated transport
Cellular component (GO): cis-Golgi network; endoplasmic reticulum; membrane
Molecular function (GO): ER lumen protein retrieval receptor activity
Source: RefSeq, a predicted model, not a curated record
GGCCACGCCCCGGGCCACGUCGCGCUGUUCUCGCCAUCUUUCAACCAGGGAGUGCAGGAAGAAGCGGAAAAUCCCGUCUCUUUCUGUCAGUUUUUGGGACGUGUUUGGUGUUGUUGUUGAGUUACAGCCGUUUCGGUUUGUUUUUCCUUUUCCCCGGACACGGUUUCACUCCGCUCUUCCUCUCACUGCGGACGGAAUCAUGAAUAUUUUCAGACUCACCGGGGAUCUCUCGCACUUAGCUGCUAUCAUCAUCCUGCUGCUGAAAAUAUGGAAGACCAGGUCAUGUGCAGGUAUAUCUGGAAAAAGCCAACUUCUGUUUGCAUUGGUUUUCACAACACGCUACUUGGACCUCCUCACCUCGUUUAUCUCUCUGUACAACACUACGAUGAAGAUCAUCUACGUCGGAUGUUCGUAUGCCACAGUGUACCUGAUGUAUGCCAAGUUCAAAGCCACCUAUGAUGGCAAUCAUGACACUUUCAGGGUGGAGUUCCUGGUCGUCCCUGUAGGUGGCCUCGCUUUUCUCGUCAACCACGACUUCUCUCCUCUGGAGAUCCUGUGGACUUUCUCCAUCUACUUGGAGUCGGUGGCCAUCCUUCCUCAGCUCUUUAUGAUCAGUAAGACCGGGGAAGCUGAGACCAUCACCACGCAUUACCUGUUCUUCCUGGGGCUCUAUCGCGCUCUGUACCUCAUCAACUGGAUCUGGCGCUUCUACUUUGAAGGCUUCUUCGACAUGAUCGCCGUCGUUGCAGGCGUCGUUCAGACAAUCCUUUACUGUGAUUUCUUCUAUCUCUACGUAACAAAAGUGUUGAAAGGGAAGAAGCUGAGUUUGCCAGCUUAAUCGUGUGCUAGAGACAGAGCUUUAGCGGUUGCGUGGAAGCGCAGGACACCGCUGAUGCCACGUCGGUGUAAGAUGCCCGAGGAGUACAACGUGGAUCCGUUCUUUUCUUCAAACCCUGACCAGCUCCGGGACAGUUCUGGAUUCAAACUGUGGUAAUCGCACAACUCCUCCAGUAUCCACGUUUUACACGUCUUUACCAUUUUUUUCAAUUUUUUAAAAUUUUUUUUAAUGUUUCAUUUUUAUUACUUAUUAUGAUAAAAGAAAGGAACCAUUUUCUAUCGGAAAUAUCACUUCAAUUCGGCUUGUGCCAGCAUAAAACGCUGUAAAAUGCAGGAAAUGUGUCGGUGUGUGACGGUCGGCGGGGAUUAUUCUUACGCGGGGUGUUUGUCUGUUUGGAAAAUGUCUGGAGUUUUGAACGAAUGUACCAUGUUUUCUAGAGCGUGAGACGCAAUCGGUGCUCCCUAAAAGCCCGGUUGCGGUGUAUGAGAUUUUACGGUUGGUGUGUCACUCCGGUAGUUACCUGAAGAUACGGGGAACGAUACGAUCACGCCGGUAAGCAAAAAUGUUAUCGUCAUGGUGAUUUAGAAAUCGCAGAAUUGCGUGCAAACUGAGAACGCUUAUCCUCAGCACGGCGAAGAGAUACGGAAGCAGGAGGCGUGCGAGAGCUACGAAAGAACGUAAACGAGGAGUUUCAGCAUUUACGGAAAUGUAACGUUCAACCGUGAUACAUCCGUAAGGGACGUAAUACUGAACCCCAGCAAAAGAAACUAAACAUUGUUAUAGUGAUGACGGUUUCUAACGUGAGGCGUUCUGUGAUACAAACAUGCCUGCUUACGUAAAUGCGCAUUCAAGUGAUGUAGGGUUUUGGACUCGAGCGACUUAUUUUCUGGAAAAUAUGGUACAUUCAUUUAUUGCAACUGCAGAGACGACUCGGCUGGAUGAAUUACUCCGUGUUAUCUCUGUUUUAAUGAAGGCUGAUCUUAGUAUAAAGGUUUACCUCAUGCUCUGGUCAGGGUUUUUUUUAAUUUUU